AUGAACCUACAAAACGAGUCUGACGGUUCCUCUCUUGUCUCUCAAGUAGAGCAUGCGCUGAAGCUUUCAACCGACUAUGCACUCGGGUUGGUACACCCCGAUGGUCACUGGUACGGCGAGAUGAAUGCCAAUGUCACUGUCACUGCCGAAUAUAUCUUCCUUCGACAGGCCUUUGGGCUGGAUCUCAAAGCUGACGCCAUAGCUUACUGUCGUUAUCUACUAUCUCAACAGAAUAGUGAUGGUUCCUGGGGUCUGGCGCCCGAACACCCAGGCGAUGUAUCAACCUCGACCGAAGCAUACCUGGCACUGAAGAUCUUGGGAACAAGCCCGCAUAUCCCAGCCAUGCGGAGGGCCCGAGCAUUUGUGCUGGAAGCAGGAGGAAUUGCGCGCGUACGCGUCUUCACUCGUAUCUUCUUGGCCACCUUUGGUCUAUUCCCUUGGGAUGCAGUACCAGAACUUCCUGUGGAGCUUAUGCUUCUGCCCUCCAUCUGUCCAAUCAAUAUCUAUACGUUCGCAUCUUGGGCUCGCGGUACUAUUGCUCCUCUAUUGAUCAUCUGCCACCAUCGACCUGUGUACUCGCUACCGAAUGGAAAGUCCGCCACGAACGACUAUCUCGAUGAGUUAUGGCUAGAUUGCACAAGCAAAAGUGUACCUUACGGCCAGCCCCUCUGGGAUUUACUGUCUCAAAGAGAAUUCGCGGGGUCAGCAUUCGGCGUUCUGGACAAAAUACUCUACCAACUAAAUGGACUUCGUUCCAUUCCUCUGGUUCGUGCGUACGCCCGAAAACAAUGCAUCAAAUGGAUACUAGAGCGCCAAGAAAAGACCGGUGACUGGGCGGGAAUAUUCCCGCCCAUGCAUGCAAGCAUGUAUGCAUUCACGCUGGAAGGCUACAAACUGAACGAUGACCCGGUUCAGCUUGGGUUCCAAGCGCUGGAGCAAUUUGCGUGGGAAGACGAAAAAGGAAAAAGAAUUCAAGCCUGUGUCUCACCUGUUUGGGAUACGGCUUUGAUGACGAUUGGGUUCUGCGAUGCAAUGUCACCCAAUCAACAGGCCAUCGACAAGGCUCUCAAGUGGAUCAGAGCUCGCCAGUUGCUUGAACCCCGCGGAGAUUGGCGGGUAUACCGACCCCAAUUAGCUCCCGGUGGCUUCAGCUUCGAGUACGAGAACAGCUGGUAUCCCGAUGUGGACGAUACAGCUGCGAUUAUCCUCGCUCAGGUGAAGGAUGAUUCUGGAUCUAUUGGCUCGGAUUCUGUAAUUGCUGCAGCCACGUGGAUCCUGGGCAUGCAGAACCCCGACGGAGGGUGGGCUGCUUUCGAUGUGGAAAAUGAUAAGCUGUUUCUCAAUAAAAUUCCAUUCAGCGACAUGGAUAGUCUGUGUGAUACAUCGUGUGCUGACAUUACGGGGCGGAUCCUUGAAGCCUUUGGUCUGAUGAUGAAAUGUUCCUCCGGGAAGGCCGAUGCGGGUCUUAUGUUGCUUCCACUGCGUGCCGCUUGUGCGCGCGGCGUGCAGUAUCUCGUUUCCACACAGAAGCCCAAUGGAUCUUGGUUCGGACGAUGGGGGUGCAAUUACAUCUACGGCACUAGUCAUGCACUAUGUGGUCUGGCUUAUUUUGGUGAUGAAAGUCGAGUUCGUGUGAUAGUUAAGCCGGCUCUGCAGUGGCUGAAGUCAAGACAAAAUGACGAUGGCGGCUGGGGCGAGUCUGUUCUAUCAUACAAAUUGCCCGACGAAGAGAAGCAGGCUUCAACGCCGUCGCAAACUGCGUGGGCGUUGAUGGGAUUGCUCUCUCAUCUCCCAGUCACAGAUGAUGCUAUUGAGAGCGGGAUUCAGUAUCUUGUGUCUUCUCAAAAACCAGAGAAAGGCAUCGGAUCAUCAUGGCCUCAAGUAGUAUACACUGGAACUGGGUUUCCAAAUCAUUUCUAUUUGGGUUAUGACUAUUAUCGCCAUUAUUUUCCUAUGAUGGCCCUUGGGCGGUAUUUACAGGGAACUCAACGCUUGCAUUGA
Messenger RNA from Penicillium griseofulvum, 2001 nucleotides. RefSeq names its product terpene cyclase/mutase family protein. Bases 1 to 2001 code for a protein of 666 amino acids. The transcript has a single exon. Gene Ontology annotation, molecular function: intramolecular transferase activity. Gene Ontology annotation, biological process: triterpenoid biosynthetic process. The record is from RefSeq and is a predicted model, not a curated record. Gene Ontology annotation, cellular component: lipid droplet. Lineage: Eukaryota; Fungi; Ascomycota; Eurotiomycetes; Eurotiales; Aspergillaceae.